CAAAACAUAUUUUAUGGUCUACAAAAAACAUCAGUCAUGAAGGAUGACAUGAGGGUGAGUAAAUGAAAUCAACAAUUUGGUGAACUAUCCCUUUAAGAGGAUCAACGCUAAAAACAUAGACACACAUAAAUGGAAAAUAAGGAUCUGAGGUGGAUCUAUUUGCACAAGAGAAAGUUCAGUUAAAGAACGAGAGGCUGCAGGUGAAGUUAAAGAGAAAGGAGGAGGAGGAGGGGAGCCCAGGGAGGGGAAAUGGAGAUGGAUUUCCCGUAAAUCAGCUCCAUCCAAUCAGAGCACAGAUGCUGUUUACAUGGCAGAGAGCCAGCAGGAAUCAAUCGUCAGAGGUGUAGCUGACGAAAGGAGAGAGAGAGAAAGAGAAGGAACCGGCUGUGAUAGAUCGGAUCAUAUCAUACGAGAUCUCUCAUGUUUUGCUCUAUGCAUGUGAAGCUGCAUUUAAAAAGCGAAUUUCAGGAUGCCUCGAAUUUUGAACUCCACUGUCCCGUUCUCUGUCAUGGACCAAAGGGACAUCAAAGCUUUCAACUGCCCCAGCUUGGGCCCAGGCUCUCGCGCCGAGAGAAAAGGAGGAGAGCGGGACAAACCCAAUCAGUUGAAUAUCUGGACGGCCAUAGAACUUGGAACUGCCGACCAUGAGUGGACACAGAGGACCGAGAAACAAUCCAUUAUUGCACAGGCAGAGUGUGAGUCCCAGGAUUCACAGGAGUUCUGCCCCAAUGGCAGCAUCUCCUCCAAGUUGUUUCUUGGAGCCUUCCCUCGCAGUCGGCCCAAAAAGAAACGGCAUAAGAAACAGCGGCGAAAACAGGCCGAGAGGGACAGCCGAGUGAGUGAGUCUGUGGGAGUCUCCGGAGUGCCAGAACAGGACAGCGGCGAGUGCCUUUCUUCAUCUCUCAUUCAGGUUAGAGAUCCAGUGUGCAUCAGCAGCAGCAACAACAGUAGUGCGUACAGCAGCAGUGGCCUCAGCACGGAGAGGGUGUCUGUGCAGGAAACAGAGGGCCCCUCGAACUCUUAUGAGUGGGAGUCCCGGCGGACCUCCUUACCCAGACCCUCCUGCUGCCAGGGCUACAGCCAAGAGAGCGAGGAGCUGAAUUCUCCCCUGAGGAGUGAGACUGAAUGCCCUCUGGCUUGUACGGCCCUAAGGAACUUUGUUACAAGCGAAGAUCGCUGCUUUGCAUAUGGCUUUGUCACUGAUUUGCUGAGAGAGGAGAGGGAGAGGGAUGAGGACGACAGAGAGGAGAGAGACAAGAAUGAAGGGAUCCUGUUCAAAAAGGGGCUAAAACCAGUGAAUUAUGAGUACAGAGAGGGACUGGAAUAUGAACGCUGUAGAUUUCUCAAGCAGGGCUCCUUUGGAGAGGUCUACAGCAUCAAAGACAAAGGCACUGGCUUCAUGUGUGCCACCAAAAAGGUGCCGUUGGUGAGUUUCAGCAGUGAGGAGGUGGGCUCGUGGAGUGCCCUGCAGUCUCCUCAGGUGGUUGAACUCUUCGGAGUGGUGCGUGAAGGUCCUUCCAUCAUCCUCUUCAUGGACCUUAAAUCCAGUUCUCUAGGACAGCUGGUGGAGGAACGAGGCCGUCUGCCAGAGGAUCUGUCCCUGCACUACUUUCAACAACUAUUGGGGGCGCUAAACCACCUGCACAAGAAGCGCGUCCUUCAUCUAGACAUCAAAGCGGAUAAUAUUUUGCUGUCAGAAGAUGGGAAAGAUGCAUUCCUGUGUGACUUCGGAUACUCUGAGAGAUUGGACAAACAGGGGCUUAGUUAUUGUAAGAGUCUGAAAGGCACAGAAAGUCAUAUGGCACCUGAGGUGGUGCUCAGUGAGCCGCGCUCUUCGAAAGCAGACAUCUGGAGCAGCUGCUGUAUGCUUCUGCACAUGCUCAACGGCUGUCAUCCUUGGACCCGCUACUAUUCCCACCCACUAUACCUCAAGAUAGCAGAAGAGCCUCCUCCAGUGAGGGAAAUCCCUCCGGACUGCAGCUCCUAUACAGCAGAUGUCAUAAGAUCAGGACUGCAGAAAGAUCCAAACACACGAGCCUCUGCCAAACAACUUUUUGUUAAAACUGCUAAAGCACUUAAAGAAGUGGGGGGACUUCGCAGCUCCGCAAGAGGAGGAACCUAUCAGAAGCCACUGGGGAAGCCUGAGAAUCCAGACUCCGCCCACACAGCCACACCCACCACAUCCCACCACACCACUUCCUCUGAGAACUCUGAGCAGCAGUGGAUGAGCUCGGAUUCGAAGAGGAGAGCGGAUGAUAAGGAACGUAAUGAUGAGCCAGACGAGGUAAAACAGGGGAAACAGACAGAGGAGACGAGAAACGAUGAGCAGUCUCCUCCGAAGUCACUGCUCCACAUUCAAACCACUUCACCUGAGCCACAGAUCAUCAAUAAGACCGAGCCAGAAGCAACAGCGCCAGAAAAAGAGCUGUGGAAAGCUCUCCUUGCAGAUUUCUACGUGAGCAGUCUUUCCCAUCCUCAUUCUGCUGAGCAACAGGAGCAGUUGCUCUCGUGUAUCAGCAGCGACGACCUUUACUCCAGAGAAUACUGGGACAAGAAGGAUUCAGGGCGUGGGUCAGACGGUUCCUAUGAUGACCUUAGCUCAGGCGUGUUUUCUUACAACAGCCAACAAGAUGGCCAGAGCUUCAGCAGGGACAGGCUGCCCCCCACACACGGCCCCCCGCCCCGCUGCUUUGACGGUGUGGAUGUUUAUAUUAGGGACUUUGACGGGCGAUGCUUUCACAUUCGGGAGAUGCCUGGGGUGAAAGUAGGCCAUGUUGCAAGAGGAAUCAGCGACCAGAUUUCAGAGAACGUGUUCAGUCUGCGAACAGAGGAUGGUUGCUUGGUGUCCCAUGACAAAGAGGUCCUAGAGAACAGCCUGUUUUUGCGCUGCGUCCCGGCCCCUGACUCCAGCCACUAUCAUACCGACUGCAAACUGCCAUGGAGCUGGAGGAUCAGAGACGGGAUGCUGGAGACUAGAGACUGAUCUCUCCAUCUCCAUCUGUUCCUGCCGAACUUUCUGUUCCAAAGUACCUUUGCAUUCAGUUAGUAUGCAUGAAUCUCAUCUGUGCCUCUUGUCGGCCAAACUUUUGAGCCCUUGUCAUAUUAUUGAUUUACAUUCUCAGUAUUUGGUUGUUGUUUUAACGAUGUAUGUCUUUUGUUGCGCUGUGUUCUGUAGAACAUUGUGUGCCCUCAAAGAGUUAUUUCAUGAUUAAUAGUAAGAUUCAAAAGCAUUUAGAUCAAGUAUAUGCCUUAAACCUUGAGCCUAUAUGAGUAAGUUUUAAAUGUCAGUAUGGUUUACCAUGUACCAUAUGAAAUAAUCACUGAUCUCCUUUCUAAGAACUGUAUUUUAGAUUCAUUCAAUAAAAAUAUGCUUUUUUUGC
Messenger RNA from Carassius auratus (goldfish), 3380 nucleotides. Its product is annotated as mitogen-activated protein kinase kinase kinase 14-like. NCBI's taxonomy places the organism in Eukaryota, Metazoa, Chordata, Actinopteri, Cypriniformes, Cyprinidae. The transcript has 16 exons. Gene Ontology annotation, biological process: canonical NF-kappaB signal transduction; protein phosphorylation. The record is from RefSeq and is a predicted model, not a curated record. Gene Ontology annotation, molecular function: protein kinase activity; ATP binding. Bases 470 to 2983 code for a protein of 837 amino acids.